UGAUAGCUUCAACAAAAGCUUCGCCCAUGAAACCCUGCAAGCCAAACCCUAAGGAGACCCCCAGUGCAGAUGCCAGCUUCCCCUGCGGCAGUGAGUCAGGCUGUGAAGGGAAAGGCAGCUCUGAACGGCUGGAGAACACUGCCCGGCGCAGGCUUGCUGCCAAUGCAAGGGAAAGGAGAAGGAUGCAGGGGCUCAACACGGCCUUUGACCACCUCCGCAAAGUGGUCCCCCAAUGGGGACAAGACAAAAAGCUCUCCAAGUACGAGACUCUCCAGAUGGCGCUCAGUUACAUCAUGGCCCUGACACGGAUCCUGGCUGAAGCGGAGAGGCUCAGCGCACAGAAAGGCUGGAUUAACUUUCAUGAGGAGCACUUCCAUGCUUGCUCAGGUCAGAAGGCGGCUGUGGAGACCGAGUCCUGUGCUCCCAGACUUUUCCACUUCCAGCCUGAUCAAUUCUAAGUUGAUCAACUACAUCGCUGUGGAUCUGGGACAGGCUCGCUUUCUCACUCUUGUGAAACAUGGCAACAAGAACUGAACAGCUGCACCAGGUACUCUUGAUCUCAUUUGAUUUCAUCUUUGGAACAAAUUGAUCUAAUUCAUCUUCUUUUGGGGGAGAUAAUUUUUCCCCUUCCUACUGUUUAUCUGUUAAAUAUAUACAAUAUCUUCAGGUUGUAUCAUUUUGUCAUUAUGCAAUUUUUUUGGGGUAGUUAUACAUGUCUGACUACCAUACCUUCUGUUUUCAUGAUGAUAUGUUGAUGAAAGCAAAGCAGGAUAACAGUAACAAUAACAACAAAAUUAAUCCAGUUUUAUGUAUGGAAUGAACAAGUUUGCUUAUUGGAGAAUGUAACUGAAAUUUUAAUCAGGAUGAUUAGAUAUUCAAAUCUCCAUUAAUUCUUAAAUUGACAGUGUAUUUUAUUUUGUUUCCUCAGUAAUUGUAUAUUAUACAACAGAAAAUAGAAAUGAUAUUCUUUAGUCCGCAAAGAAGUAACUUCCUUAAACUUUGUAAGUUUGUCCGUAUAG
Molecule: messenger RNA, 1019 nt
Organism: Crotalus tigris (Tiger rattlesnake)
Lineage: Eukaryota; Metazoa; Chordata; Lepidosauria; Squamata; Viperidae
Gene: ATOH7
Product: atonal bHLH transcription factor 7
Exons: 1
Coding region: 27-458 (143 amino acids)
Molecular function (GO): protein dimerization activity
Source: RefSeq, a predicted model, not a curated record